Molecule: messenger RNA, 806 nt
Organism: Penaeus vannamei (Pacific white shrimp)
Lineage: Eukaryota; Metazoa; Arthropoda; Malacostraca; Decapoda; Penaeidae
Source: RefSeq, a predicted model, not a curated record
UUUACCAACUGAUGAGAGAGAGAGCAGAUACUCGUGGUGCAAAAAAUGCUCACCGCGUAUCCAUAGAAGGGUUAGAAGAUAGUUUUGGUUCAAAUUCCACCUUCAGUUUUCUGGUUGCUGAGGUGAAAAGCAGCUUGGUUGGCUAUGUCCUUCACUAUUAUUGCUACUCCUGGGAAGGACGCACUAUCUGUGUGGAGGACUUGUAUGUUAGACAGACUGAAGACUGCGGAAAUGUUGCUCAGGCAUUAUGGAGAAGCUUGGUUAAGAUUGCCCUAGAAGAAGGAUGUAAACAGUUCAACUUUCCUCCUUUAAGAGAAAAUGAAUAUGAGUUUUAUCAUCACAAAGCAAUAAAUAUGACUAAAACUAAUGGAUAUCAGUACUUCAGGAUGGAACAAGAAGCUAUGGAGAAAUUUGUUAAGAUGAACAAGAUACCAGAGGGAAUUAAGGUAAGAGAAGCAACUUCAGCAGACUGUACUGGCAUUAAUCAAUUGAUAAAGGACUUAGCUAUGUAUGAAAAUGUGCCGGACAAACCGCAGAUUGAUGCAAAAGCACUAGAAGAUGAUGGUUUUGGAGACAAGGUGUUCUAUAAAUGUUUUGUAGCAGAAAGUGAAGAUCACCUAAUAGGACAUACACUCUUUUUCCAUACAUAUAACUGGAUGGGUCGAGGUGUGUAUAUGGAAGAUCUUUAUGUGGCACCUUCAUACCGUGGGAAAGGUAUUGGUACAGCACUGUGGAAGCAAGUGUUAGAGGCUUGUCUAGCUGUUCAGGGAAUCAGAUGUGACUUCUGUGUACUUUGGCUGGAAUAA